AUGGAAGUCUCAGCGCGAAGGGAGAACGUACCGGACGCUGUACCCACUGCAAAGUUUCUACAAGCCCGCAUUACGGCACUAUCGACCACCCUGAUCAAACGACUAGAGAAUAUCUUCGCCGUUGCACUUGAUGGCACGAGCGUAGGCACUAUACCACCGGCCUCUGCAGGUGUUCCACCACCCUCCCUCACAGACACGGCAGUACAAGAAUUCCAACUAGACAUUGAGUCCGCGGCGGUUAUUCGGGCGGCUGAGGAGAUUAUGGUAUUGACCAGGACAAUGAAAGAAAUCUGGUUGUUUGGUGGACUAGACACUCUUGAAAAGGAUCAUGAAAAUGACAAUAACCCGCAAAACGAAGCCACAAAACGAAAAGUGGAGGAGGACACCAGGGUCGUUGAGGAAGGAUUCAAGAAAUUCCUGGAGAAGUACGAAACGACGAUAGACUGGGAUGACCAGAAAACAAAGACAUAG
This is a messenger RNA of Exophiala dermatitidis NIH/UT8656, 471 nucleotides long. RefSeq lists its product as uncharacterized. The record is from RefSeq and is a predicted model, not a curated record. NCBI's taxonomy places the organism in Eukaryota, Fungi, Ascomycota, Eurotiomycetes, Chaetothyriales, Herpotrichiellaceae. The coding region runs from base 1 to 471 and encodes 156 amino acids. Gene Ontology annotation, molecular function: transcription coregulator activity. Gene Ontology annotation, cellular component: mediator complex. Gene Ontology annotation, biological process: regulation of transcription by RNA polymerase II. The transcript is spliced from 2 exons.